This is a messenger RNA of Drosophila elegans, 8418 nucleotides long. Its product is annotated as axoneme-associated protein mst101(2). The transcript has 2 exons. NCBI's taxonomy places the organism in Eukaryota, Metazoa, Arthropoda, Insecta, Diptera, Drosophilidae. Bases 1 to 3468 code for a protein of 1155 amino acids. The record is from RefSeq and is a predicted model, not a curated record.
AUGUUUCGCAGGUGCAUAAGUUCGCGUUUGCAAAGUUUGCUAAUAUGUCCUCGGCCUAGACCUUUCAUCCAGUCCUGGCAAAAAUUCAAGAGCAAUGACUCUCACUCCAGUCGUUUCGGCCGUCAGCCAUUGCUUACCUCGUUGCUGUUUGAUCCUCCAAUGUCCUGCGACAUUCUUUCCAGCGACCUGAACUCGCCCUGUUCCCCACAUAAAAUCAAAUAUGUUCAUCAAAAGGUUAACCGGAAAGGUCGGACUUACCAUAAGAAAACUGGCACAGAAAAUUUGGAUUUCUGUCUGGAAAAAGGCGCAAAGUGUCGCCACCGACCUCAGUCUUUGAAGCGUAAAACCAACAGCAAAAUGGUACAAAGGCUGGAGCACCUGAUGAACGAUGGUGUAGACGGAGUUCGGAAAGUGGGAGGAAAAAGGGAAGGGAAGCAAAUGAUAAUGCAGAUAAAGAAGUCCACCAAAGGUAAAGUCCCAAAGAGUCGUCCGUCCAAUAAAGUUUCGGAGGACAACGAGAACCAAGAACCGAAAAGUUCAAUACAAAAUUUAAUUUCCAUGAUCGUGACUAAAAGUAAAGAGGUAAGGCAACAACUCGAUGAGGGCAAGCAAGCAGAUCUUAUUAGAUAUAAUCCGACUAAAAAGGAUAAAAUCUUGCAAUACAAGAAUAAAUAUAGAAAACAUAGGCAGAUGAAGUCAAAGCAGCGAGUCCCGCAGACAGAAAAUAAAGAUCAUUCCACUUCCACGGCUGUUCGAAAUUCCACUAGUCCACAGAAUCAAGAGGGGAUUACACUAGCUAAUCAAUCAAUGGCAAAAUCCAGUGAAGUUCGUUGUCCAGGAGAAUCUUUACAGCACUCGUCAAAACCACAUCCCAUAGAACUAUUGAAUAACCGUGAAGAGAUGCUAAUUAGUACAGCAAAGCAGGAAACCGACUGCCGUUUGCAAUCUUUGAAAAACUCUACAUCCUUAACCCCGGCCAAAGAAAAGGAUCUUGUGAAACCAGAUGAAAGUCAAACCCAUCUCCAAAAUAUUUGUGAAGACUGCCAUAAAUCACAGAGACCAUCACCUUCUUCAGAUCAAGAAAAGAAAAUCAGCGGGAUCAAAGAAAAUGUCUUUGAACAAAGUACCCCCAAAUUUGCUUCCCCAGAAGAAAUAAAAGCUGAAAGCAAAACAGACAACAAAUUACUUGACACAUGUACAUAUCAUACUUCGGAUGACCAAAAACCAGUAAUGGUUAAUGACCUGUUCAAAAAUCAAAUUCACAAACAACUGUGGGAACAUCCUGAAUAUGAUUUUAAAAAGAGCCAGAAUGUUUCUUGUGAGAAAAAAGAAAGUAAAUGUGCAUCGGACACCACAAAAAUUAGUCCUUGUUCUAAUGCCAAAAUAUUUUACGAUCAACCACAAUCAUGUCAAGAUGGCGAGAGCUUGCAAGACCUAUUCAAAAAUAAGUGCGAAAAGAAACAAGGGAAUAUUAAUGAAGAUUUUUCAGUUUGUUUUCCAAGGUUGUGUGAUAGAGAUCAGCUAAAAUUUCGAAUAGCUGAAUUAAUAGCGAAGUGUAUGUACCUGGUGGAGAAUAAUAUGGAAAGCGGGUCGGAAUGUAAAAAUAUCUGCACGGCGGAAAAUGGGGACAAGGACAAAGAUCUUAACAACUUAGUUGAACAUAUCUGGAAGCAUUAUCUGCAUUACCGUUCGGAUCAAACAAACGAUAUCUGUAAGCACGAUGAAAGCCCAACAAUUUGUAUAACAAAGCAUGUUGAGACUAUUAUACACCAGUGCGAACUUAUAAAAAAAGCGAAUAAAAAGAUCGAGAAGGAUCGUAUCAAAGAGCUUAAGAAGAAAUGCCUUAAAUCACAACCGAAAGGCAAAACGGCAGAAAAGGAGUUAAAAAAGACAUGUCAAGAUGAAGACCUAAAGCAAAAAUGUAAGGAAUACGAACAGAAAAGAAAAUGCUCAAUCGCAUUGAAAAAAAAGAAGCAAGGCGUUAAAGACUUACUCAAAAACAUAUGUGUAGGGAAAUGCGAGGGUAACUAUUUAAAGAAAAUAUCACUUCUAUUAGAAGAACUGCAAAAAAAAGUGGGAGAAGACAAGGUAAAUAUAACAUGUAGGAGGCAUAAUGAAAAGAAAACACGCUCAGAAAAAAAACUAAGAAAAAAGAAUGACUCAUCGGAAUUAAAGAAGAAAUGCUUGGAUAAUGAAUUAAAGAAAAAAUGUGCAGAAGAAGAAUUAAAGAAGAAUUGUGCAGAAGAAAAAUUGAAAGAGAUAUGUGAAGAUAAUAUAAAGGAAAAAUGUGUCGAAAAAAAAAUUAAGGACAUCUGCGCAAUAGAAAAAUUAAAGAAGAAAUUGGCAGAAAAUGAGCUAAAGGAGGCAUGUGCAAAGAAAAAAUUAGAAAAGUGUGCAGAAGAAGAAUUAAAGGAGAAAUGCGCCAAUGAAGAAUUAAAGGAAAAAUGUGCUGAACUGAAGCUAAAGAAACAGUGUGAAAGAGAUGAGCAGGAAAGGAAAUGUAGAGAGUUUUCUCUAAGAAAGAGAUGUGCAGAAUUUGAAUUAAAAAGAAAAUGUGAAGAAAAUCGAAGAAAAAUUGCAAAAGAGAAGCUGGUUGAAGAUAUAAAGAGAAAGUGUGCCAAAUAUGAUUACAAAGAAAAACGAGCAGAAAAACAAUUAAAGCUAAAAAACAAUAGUGCUGAGGAAAAGUUAAAGAAAGAAAAUGCCAAGAUAGAGCAAGAUCGAAAUGACGAGAAAAAUAUAAGUUCAUUGGAAAAACUGAAGAAUAAGGUUGGGCUGUCGCGAAAAAGUUCAAAGGAUAAUACUCAUAAAAAUAAGUGUACAUCGACCGAGUCAAUGACUGAAAUUAGGAAAUGGCGUGAGGCGAUCAACCGACGCAAGAAAUUUGUGGACGAAGAAAUAAAAAACUGGAGUAAAAAGGACGAAUUAAAGAAAUGGCUUAAUUUACGAAAUAAAAAUAAACCGAUUCGCACCAAGAGCAUGGAUGAUUGCAAAAAAUUUAAUGCAAUGCGAAAUGAGGGACUGAGCAAUAGGCCGGAAAAUGGCCAAAAUUUGGAUUUCCAAGGGUUAGGCAUAUUCUUGAGAUCUGCCUUAUCAAGACCUAGGCAAAGACCACUUCCUGGCUUGAAGAGCGGUCUAUGUGAUCCCAUCCCCGCACAGGGAGAGGAUGACAAAGAACAGCUUUUCAACCCUCGACAGUGGCCCUUAUAUCCAGAGCAUGCCUCUGCCUACAACCCCACCUCACGGAGAGCUCCAUUGCUGGAGUCCAACUUCUUCCUGCGCCGGCUGCUGCCCGACUUGAAACCACUGAGUAUCAACGAUACCCUAGGCGUUUACUGGCUCAAUCGAAUAAACCCUUCCCCCUUCGGUAGACGGGGCUACACCAGAGACGAGUUUGGAAAAGGCUCGUCCUUGUUGUGGCCCUUUUCCACAUUUGAGAGAAGGAAUUUCAAAGAUGAGUCCGAUUAAAACCCAAAAAAGAAAGUUCGGAAAAAUCCAAAUGAGGCGCUGCUGUGUGAUGAUGCCAACUUAAAAUCAAUAUUUGAUUUAAUUUUAAAACUCUCAAUAGCUUAAAUAAACUUAAAAUUAAACAUGUUAAACUUUCUAAUCGAUAAGCUUUCUAUUUAUGGUCAGUAUAUGGCAUCUAUAAAAUUAAGUAAACCUAUGUUGAUCAUAUCGUAUAUCAAGGUAUUUUUAGUGCUAUAAAAACAUAUUUUGGAGCUAAAAUAAUCGGUUUAUUCAAAACUCUAGCCCUUAAACUGAGCCCGCAAACAGGUGGACAUGGCUAUAGUAACUUGUUUAGUUGUUUAGAUCAAGAAUAUAUAUACUUUAUACGUUUUUUUCAUCUUGCUUAUCAAUUUUUACUCAAUAAAUGAAACUCUAACUUAGCUGGAUAUUGCCUACAAAUUGGAAAUUGAUAACCACUUUCUAAUAUCGCUUCAUGAAUAAAUAUAAUGCUUGGUCACAUAUGCCGGGUAUUUACUUACGAGUGAAUAUCUCUUGGCCAGAAUGGCUAAGGCAAACAAAAUGGACAGCUCACAAUAUUGAUGGCUGUGUUGUUUUAUUGAUGAAAUAAUGAAUUUGCCACCGCACAGACCCACAGACAUCAGAUAAUAUGCUCAAUGUCUGUCAUUGCCCUGGUUAUGAAUUUUCCGACAUGAUAGCGAAACUUAUCGGCCAUCGGAGCAAACCAGCUUGAGGUGAUGGCCUUGUGUUUGUUUGAUCAGGGCCACGUGGAGAUGAGGACGAGUGCGAGGACGUCGCUUAUUUGGUUUUCAUUUCGUAUUGAUUCACAGUUAGUCCUGGCUCCUGGCUCCUGGCUUUCGCAUGGCCAAAGCAAAUUUGCAGACGCCUGUGACCCAUCAUCAACAGCCAUCCGUUUAAAUUAUUAACGUAUGAGUAAUUUUUAUGACAUAUAAACAAAAGUCUGUGCUGGGGCCCCGGCUCACAGGAUCCUUGUUAUUUUGGCUCCUGCUACUGCUCCAGCUCCAAUUUCUGCUAUAUGUCAUGUGUCGUCUAUCGUCUCGUUUCGGUUUUUCCAUUGCCCAGACUACCGACUACCGAGUCCCAUGUGGCGCUUUUGGGGAGUGGUUUUUGUGUGCGACAAAUGAGUUGUGUGUAAUUAAGUUCGGAAUGCUCACAAAGCAGUCUCUGCGUUGCCCGGGGAAUUGAAGCCGAAAAUGGAACUGAUAAGGUGAUUCCUUUAAUGCUCUAGCUUAAACAGUUUAUACCUCAAAACAUUCCUACUUAUUCAAACUUUAAUUAACACUUUUUGUGUGUUCUUUUUUUCUCUUUUUAGGUAAGUGCCUUUUCUGCUUUUUGCGUAAGUCCAACAACCAAACUCAAUCACUAAUCAUGGCAAAGAGCCGCCCACAGCCGCAAAACUUUCGGUCAAAGCCCGAGUCUUUAAUUUGAAAACUUUGGCAUAUCCAAAAAUAAAAUUUUAUAUAUGUAUGUAUGUGCGGGAAAAGUCCACACAAAACCAGGGACCAAACAAUUCGAACACUGCAUUCCACGCAAUGGACGAGCCAAAAAUCAAAGCAUAUUUUCCGGCGUGCCCGACGCAACCGCUAGACUUCGUCCGGCAAACCCAUUCCUGCCCGGCUGGCCACAUAGUUUAAGUAAACUUUUUUGUUUGAAAGCAGCAGUAGAACGUGCAGCGCGAAGAAAAAAAAAAUAAUCUGAAAAAAGGCAGAGUCCACUAUUACAUUAAAACAGAAAAAUAAUUGCAAAAAUUUCUCUCCAACUUUUUCAACUUUCUCUGCGUUUUGCCGGCACUUUUUUUUUCUUCUGCCGCACCUCUUGUUGUUUUUUGGUCUUUGAGUAGCAGGCAAAUUUCUGUUGCCAUUUGCCACGCCUCAAUGGGGAACUUUAAAACGCGUCGACGACUCUCAUUACGACUAAUAAUGUUAAUAAUCAUUAAAGAGAGGAAUUCCAAAAUAUUUGGGGGUAGCCAGCCGCAGGGGCAGUGGCUUCCAAGAUUUCUCUUUUUCUGGCACUCAAAUUGCAAAAAUUAAAAUACUUUUCCAAACUAAUUAAAAUUGUGUUGCAUACUUUGGGGACCAGCAGUCAGUCGUCCCUUUUCCAGUUUCCUCUAAGCCUUUCCCUCGACACAAGGAAAUUAGCCAGGGCACCAAGACAUCGAUGUUCGACUUGAGCAUCGAUUAUUGUGGCUGGUUUAAUGGGCCCCCUGCCACAGUUGAAAACUUUUGCCAUUUUUCUUUCUGUUUCCCUUGGGGAUGAUCGGCCAGCUCAAUUGCAGCUUUCCGGGUCUGCGAAUAAGAACUUAGCUCUUAAAGAUGCAGGAAUUAAAUUCCAUCCGUGAAUCCCAAUUAUCCAUCAGCUGACAACGGGUUUUCGCAUCACUUGGCUGGGCUCAAAAGUUACAGCAUUUUCCCAAGCCCACAGCGAGAUGUCUCAUGCGGAUUAUGGUUGAUAUUUCGUAGGCCCGCCAGGCUGUCACACUCGCAGCAUGCAUUACAUUUUAUGGACGGGCAGCCAAAGGGAAAGGGCUGGCAGAGCUGGUAGCAAACAUCAAACGCGUUAAGCAACUCGAAAGCUCAGCCGAGUGCAUGAAAUGCGUCGCCCCUCACUAGAACGCCAUUCAACACGCCACGACUUUUGCAGCCAAAGCAAAUCAAAAGGAAAUAAUGGCGCACUGGCAUGAAACUGGGGGUAUUGGGAAUCGGAAGAGAUGGCAGCCACACUGGGAAAAAUCAUGGUUGACCACUUAGAGCUCUCAAGGAACUUGGAAACCAUGAGACGUAGGCAUACUUACAGAUUUCUUUGCUUACCCAAAAUUUAGAUUUAAUUAGCAACAGCAAUUUACAUUCAUUCUAUUUUAAGUAGCCACCAAGUAUACAAAUUUUAAUGCCCUUGAAAUAUAAACGGUUUUGGUACAAUACAUAAAAUCACUUUAAAAACGGUGUCUAAAAGUAUGCAGCAAAAGACAUGUUUUGGUUUUAAUACUUCAGACUUUCUGACUCAAAACAUAAUGUUGCAUACUUUAAGACCACUUUUUAUUUGAUAUGAAAACAAAAGUAAUUUAAUGGCAAAACCGAUUAAAAAUGUUCUCAAAAGCCAACCUUCCGAAAUAAACAUAAAUGCCGAGCUAAGGACAUGUGGUGGACAGUUUCUCACAGUUCACCACUCCCAUACCGGUCCACACACUAGCUGGGUAAAUGGCGCGCACGAAGUGCUCACAUGCACCUGCCAGAAUGCAUUCGCUGCGGAUUCCCUUGGCGGAUACGUAUGGGAUGGGAUGGGAUGGAAUGGGAUGGGUCGGCAGAGAGGCUCUGCUCCUGACUGGAUCCUGCUGCCUGAAUGCUGAUGCCGAUGCCGAUGCCGGCAAUUAAUUAGGAUUAUGUGUGUCGUCUGAGCAGCGCCUAAAAGCAUGCAACACAUGUGAGGCGCUCGUUACGGCGGAGUGUUCACUUCUCCGGCUCUACGGAAUAUGGAAUACGGAUGCGGAACUUUUGCCCUCCCCCACUUCCCGCCGAAACCGUAAUGGAGCUGCAGCAGCUUGACUUCCGAUGCGUGACAUCUACAUCCACCGGCUGGCUAAAUAGUUUGAUUAAGCAAAUUUAUGGCUGCGCGAUUCCAGGCGCACUUAAUGGCAGCUGAAAGGAGCAAACAGAGCCCAAUCAAUCAUCGGAAUCGCAGCUUGCACAUUUUUAAUGAUGAUGACGUCAACUGCUCAUUAAAAGCCUUCCACUUGGCUGCCUCAUUCUCUCUUUCUCUCUCUGUUUUGGCCCUUCUCGGUGUCUCUGACCGCUUCUUUUGACCAUCCUAACGACUUUUUAAGUAUUUACACACAAUUUGGCUUGGCCAACUUUUAUCGCAAAGUCUGGACAAACAUUUCUAUAUUUCCCAGCUCACUUUUCUUUUAAGUUUACGCUUCAUUAUCUUGCACUUUGUCUGCAGCGGACUGAGAGUGGCAGGACAUCAGCUUGAGGUUUUGAUUACCCCCUUCACAUGUCCUGCGGCCGGUGCACUCAUUUCACUUCAAGACGCCCAAAAUGAUAAGCCUCCUUCUUUUUGCCGUCUGUCCGUCUGUCUGUCCGUCCGUCCAACAUUUGCAUGUCUCUGGCUCAGUAUCUGGUCGUGUAACGCCUCAAGGUGUGUCACCUGCAACCUGACUGGCAUUCCUACUUUUCUUAGAAGUUUCUGCAGUUGACUUGCUUUCGCCUGCAGCGGAUUGUAGAAUCUGUGCUUGCUUUGAUCAGGUUUGCCAUUGUGAGGUGUUGCAGCGUUUUCUGAGGAGAUAUUCCUUGAAAAGAGCUCCUUAAUGUCUAGUACUCGGACUUCUCAUUGCACUUGAAUUCCCUCUGAUAGAAAAAACAUGUCUGAUUGCUUACUUCGCAGCUUUUGCAGCUUUUGCAGCUGCUCGAAACGGACGAACCCUUGCAAAUGGCACGUGCCUGUCUAUGCAAACAGCGCAGUAUUUUGCGGGAAUGAAGAACUAGCUUUGGUCAAAUCGACACUUGUCUGGUACAAAUCCAGCAAGCUGCGACAUCAAAGUGAAAGUCACGCAUUUACGUCUGUUUGCCACUUUGUCUGGCAAUUUUUUCUACACCACUUGCAUUCGGCAGAAACUGCAAAGCCGGAAAAGUCUGGCUCCCCGGCUUUCCCUCAUUUUCUCCUUACUUUCGUCUGGACCGUUGUCUGCCUCAUUAUGUUUUACACCAGCCCCUGCCAUCGUCAUCGUUUGUCGUGUUCAUCUUGGCAAUAUUUUUAUGUAAACAAGACGAACAGACAGCGCCAGACGAAAUUGGCAAAUCAUCGGAUAGACAACAACACAAGGCCAGACGGCGGCUGAUGCCCUAACGAACCGAGAGUCCUGGAUUCUUGCUUUUGGCUUUGUGCAAUUAUGAUUAAUCCUCCUGCACCCUUACAACAGUAUGCACUCAGAGAAAAAAA